Molecule: messenger RNA, 2388 nt
Organism: Necator americanus (New World hookworm)
Lineage: Eukaryota; Metazoa; Nematoda; Chromadorea; Rhabditida; Ancylostomatidae
Exons: 22
Coding region: 1-2388 (795 amino acids)
Biological process (GO): protein ubiquitination; SCF-dependent proteasomal ubiquitin-dependent protein catabolic process
Cellular component (GO): SCF ubiquitin ligase complex; Cul5-RING ubiquitin ligase complex
Molecular function (GO): ubiquitin protein ligase binding; protein-macromolecule adaptor activity
Source: RefSeq, a predicted model, not a curated record
AUGGCGUCGAUGCUUAGAGGCGCUGAGUACGAUACUCCGCUUAAUUUCGAGGAUGAAUGGGGAAAAAUCCAUAGAAUUGUUCUAGCGCUCAUUACUCAAGAGAGAGUGACGCAGCUAGAAUGGCAAGAUUUGUUUCUUGCCGUCUACAAGAUCCAUUCUUGGGUGGAAGAUGGGAAAAAGAAGCUCCAUUGUGCUAUCGACUAUAACGUAAAGGAAUACGUACGGAUGGCAAGAGAGCGCAUUAAUUGUCACAUUGAACGUGGUGAUCAAGCUUUGUUGCGAGCCUACAUACAGGAAUGGACAAAGUUUUAUCAACAAACCGCAAUUCUUCCUCUGCCAUUUAUGGCUAUCGAUCCUGAAACGGCUCCACCAGCACCGCUCCCGCCUGGUAGUGAGUCGCGUACUCCCAGACAAUAUCGAAGUAAAACCGUUCGGGAGGAAAUGCUUGAAACCUGGAAGAAGGUUGUCUUCCAACAUAUAAGUUUAAAGCUACUCUCGGCUGCCCUUCGCCUUGUCGAAGCUGAACGUAACGGUGAAGCUGUCGACGCUCGCCUCGUUAUCGGUGUUAGAGAAAGUUGGGUUGCUUUGUACGACCAGAGGGAUUGCUAUUAUGAAGAUGUCCUUGAGCAGUAUCGGAAACAUUUCGAACGAGAAUUUGUCGAAGAAACUGUUGCCUAUUACAAAAAGAGGGCUGCCCAGUACCUGGCCGAGAAUGGUGUUAUUAACUACAUGUCAUAUGCUGACCGAAUGUUAGAUGAAGAGGAGCAAAGAGCAAGGAAAUAUCUUAAUCCGAACCCGGAAAGCGUAGCAAGGCUUGUGGAAAGUUGUGUACAAGUCCUGGUGGUCGAGUUCGAGGAUCAAAUUCUUGCCGAGUGUCCUUCUUUGAUAGCGAAGAACGAUGUAGAAAAGUUGCGCAUGAUGUAUCGCUUGAUAAAACGGACACCAACAGGAAUAGAAGUUGUGCUCAAAGCUGUAGAUAACCAUAUCCGAAGUGAAGGUCUUGACGACAUGAAAGAAAACGCUAUGACGAUAACAACGGAUCCCGAGAAGUACAUCUCACAGCUUUUGAAUAUGUUUGAUCGAUUCAGUACCCUAGUAAAAGAAGGAUUUUAUGACGACGCUCGGUUGUUAACAGCUAGGGACAAGGCAUUCCGCGCGCUUGUAAAUGAUACGACGAUAUUUAGGAUGGAGUUACCUCUAGGGAAGAAGAGCCGAAAUACAGCGGUCGAGUCCAAAUGUCCCGAGCUACUUGCCAACUACUGUGAUCUUUUGUUGAGGAAAACACAGUUGAGUAAAAAGCUCACAUCUGAGGAGAUUGAUGCGAAAUUGAAUAACCUUCUUCUGGUUCUGAAAUACAUCGCUAAUAAGGAUGUGUUCAUGCGAUUUCACAAAGCUCACCUCUCAAGGCGUUUAAUACUUGACAUGAGUGCAGAUCAGGAAAAAGAAGAAGCUAUGGUUAAUAAGCUCAGGGAAUGUGGUAUGCCCGCAGAACACGUCAACAAACUCUUUCGAAUGCUACAGGAUAUAGAGGUCAACAAGGACCUUAACUCAAGUUUUAAAAAGUCAUUGGUUGGCACAAACAAUAACAAAACCCUAUCAGACCUUAUCAAUAUCAAAAUUCUCAACGGUGGCGCAUGGGGACGAGGUGGUGUUGGAGCAGAACGUGUUCGUGUGUCUUUGCCCAGGGAAUUAGAGGAGUUUGUUCCUGAGGUGGAGGCUUUCUACAAGAAGCAUCAUAACGGAAGAAAGCUGAACUGGAUGCACCACUGGAGCAGUGGAACGAUCAUUUUCGGAACGUCAUCGGGCGGUCGUUUUGACCUUGAAGUCACCACGUUCCAGAUGGCUGUUCUUUUUUGUUGGAACGACCGGGCUCAAGAGAAAAUUUCAUUCGAGUCAUUGAGGCUCGCAACUGAGCUUCCGGACACAGAAUUAGCAAGGACUCUCUUUUCGCUGGUCGCUUAUCCAAAGGUAAAAUCACAAAUCCUUCUAUGCGACGCACCCUAUCCCAUUAAUCCACGAGAUUUUACUGAUUCAACGCUCUUUUUCAUCAACCAUGAUUUUCAUUUCAUCAAGAAUGGAAAAGAACAACAUAGAGGACGUAUAAAUUUGAUUGGUCGAUUACAAUUAUCAAUGGAGUCAUCAGCAUCAAAGGAGCACGAGGAUAUAGUGGCGUUGAGAGAAUUCCGUGUCCAAGAAGCUACUGUUAAAAUUAUGAAAAUGCGGAAGACGAUUACAUCAGCGCAAUUACAAACAGAGUUAGUAGAGAUGCUAAAACCGAUGUUUAUCCCAAAUCGCAAACUAAUUAAGGAACAAAUAGAUUGGCUUAUUGAAAAUCGAUUCAUAGAACGAAAGGACGAUGACAUCAAUACAUUUGUAUAUGUUUCUUAA